ACGCCCGUCGCGGGGAAUUUAACGUUUUUCACCUCAGCUGCUGGCCGUUUGGGUCAUCCGCUUGCUCGAAGGAAGCGUUGGGCAUUCUCUUCUGUAGAAUGAAUGCAAGUAACUGAAGUCGUGGAACACAUUUAACUCAUGUGGUCCCACUAGCAGUUCUCCUCCCAGCCUUUGUGAACCUGCAUUUCAACUUUACUCUGCCACGGUGUGGGACCCUUGCAACAUGGCGAGACGUCAGCAAAUGGCCGUUGACAUUUUGGACGAAAACCGAGUGGCCCUUCUAGCCCUCAAGAGGAACGAAAAUGUUGAGCGGCUUCUUGCCCAACAACCCACGACGAAACGAGCUGCGUUGGCGACUCUGCAAACUAGCGUUGUGCCGGGUUCCAAACGAACGACCAAGCAGGAGCAAACAAAACAGCUUCAACAGCCCACAAGGCGGGUGACACGACAGGUAUCUGCUGCAGAACGAAUCUCUGCCGCAUCUGGUGCAUUCACUGUAUUUGAGGAUGUCACAGACAAGGAGAAUGACACAGAGCCAACAGUGUCAUUGCAGCCACGUGGAGCUCGCUCCAAGAGGCUUUCAUCAAGUCAUGAUGCAGUGGCAAGGGAGCCAUUACAUGAAGUUCCUGCACCUGCUUCUCCAGAUGCAAUCAUGGACUGUGACACUGCUGAAUCUCCAAUGCUACUGGAUACUUCUUUAUCAGCGGAAGCGCCCACAACUCCUAUUUGCUAUACUGAGGAAAGGGAAGCAGCUGCAGGCACGGAGUACGCUCAGGACAUAUACAACUACCUCAAGGAGCAAGAGAAAAAGCUGAUGCCCAAAGCGACCUACAUGCUGAAGCAGCCAGACAUUACUACAUCCAUGCGCACCAUCCUUGUCGACUGGCUCAUCGAGGUGUCCGAGGAGUACAGGCUUCACUCGGAAACUCUCUUUCUGGCUGUGUCCUACGUCGACAGGUUCCUUUCCUCCAUGUCAGUGGUGCGAACUAAGUUACAGCUAGUUGGCACAGCUGCACUCUACGUGGCUGCCAAAUUUGAGGAGAUUUACCCACCAGAAGUAUCGGAGUUUGUGUACAUAACGGAUGACACAUACACCAAGAAGCAAGUUCUUCGCAUGGAACAUUUAGUACUAAAAGUGCUGGCCUUUGACCUGGCGGCCCCAACGCCAUACUACUUCCUUCUGCGAUUUUCGACCAUCAGCAAGGCACCUGACACAGUCAAGCACUUGGCACAGUACUUGUGUGAGCUGUCCCUUUUGGAAGAAGACCCCUACUUGCAGUACCCACCCAGCAUAAUUGCAGGAGCUGCACUGUGCCUCGCUAACCACACUCUGAACCGCUGCCCUUGGAGUGAUGACCUGGUGAGAUAUACUGGCUACCAGGUGUCUGACUUCCGGGAGUGUAUCCACUGCCUAUACAGCUCAUUCAGCAAUGCUGCAACCAUGCAGCAACAAGCAGCACAGGAAAAGUUCAGACAUUCAAAGUUCCACUGUGUUGCAAAUUUGAGGCCAGCACCAACUCUGCCGUUUUAACCUGAAGGCCUCACCUUGCACCCAAACAAAAGGAUGACUUGCUUUGUACCACCAGGAAACCAUCGAAAUAACAGUGAACGGACAGCUCAAUCCUUCGUCAUUCAUCUCUGCAUCAGACUCAAGUCAUCCCUAUCACCCUUUUGACCGAAGUUUUUGUACAAGCCUUUGUGACCUCUAAUCUUGCAGAUGAUUAUCUGUGUCAUUUUAGUAGAGCCUUUGAUAACUGUAUAUUGACCGAAGGUCAUUUUUACCAUGGCCAUAGGUGGUUUCCAACAGAGUAAGAACGGGCAUUGUGGCAUCGUGAGCAUUGGCUAUGAUUGCAUUUGAGUAUCUUGACUCCUUCGCCUAACAAAUGUGGCUUCAGGUUUCUGCGGCUCUUUAGCAGGGAAAGUGAUAAAAUUUUUACGCUUAGCUUAGGUCGUAUGGACUCGUGUGUGUUCAUUUUACAUUUGUGUACAUAAACAUUGCAUUGAACAAAAUACAUGCUACUUUUUCUA
This is a messenger RNA of Ornithodoros turicata, 2028 nucleotides long. Its product is annotated as G2/mitotic-specific cyclin-A-like. Bases 224 to 1531 code for a protein of 435 amino acids. The transcript is spliced from 8 exons. Gene Ontology annotation, biological process: mitotic cell cycle phase transition; regulation of cyclin-dependent protein serine/threonine kinase activity. The record is from RefSeq and is a predicted model, not a curated record. NCBI's taxonomy places the organism in Eukaryota, Metazoa, Arthropoda, Arachnida, Ixodida, Argasidae. Gene Ontology annotation, cellular component: cyclin A2-CDK2 complex; nucleus; cytoplasm. Gene Ontology annotation, molecular function: cyclin-dependent protein serine/threonine kinase regulator activity.